ACAGAACAAAAUGUACAUGUGCUGCCGGUACAAAUUCGUCGAAAAAUGUAUGAUUUCUAUAAUGAAAAAAUUUAUGAUAUAAAAAUAUAUCUUCUAAAAUGAGCGCGCGUAAUGAAAUUCAUCUGAUAAGUUAGGAUUCUGCUAUUAUUGAUAACAACAAAUAAUUGCGCACGCCGGCUUAUAACAGCACGUGUGCCGCAACUGCAGAGUGCAGACGUGUGCAAUCUGAAAGUGACAGUUGUAUUUUUAUUCUUACUUUGACUAAUUUGGUAGUUCAACAUUUUAACAUUGAUCGCAUCGUAAUGUUCAAGUUUAAUUUUGGAAAUGCUGAUGUGACGGAUGAAGAAAAAAGUGAAAAGAAAGAUGAUGAAUUACAAUGGUUCCCAGCAAAAGAAGUAAGAAUCCCGACCCACUUACUUGAAAAAGGUGUAGAAAAAGAAUUAGUGUUUUCAAAUAAUACAAACAUUGAAAACUGUCCUUUGAAACUUGUUGAUUCAAAUGCUGUUAUUGAUAAAUUGACUGAAGAAAAUUCUGAAAUUAUUGUGGAAGCUGAAUCAAAACAUUCAGAUCUUUUACCAGCUAAGUAUGAAGGAGGAUUAAAAAUUUGGGAGUGUACUUAUGAUUUAGGAAAUUAUAUUCUUAAUGAAAAAAUAUCCCUUGAAAACAAAAAAAUUUUAGAUUUAGGAUGUGGAGCAGGGAUUUUGGGUAUCAUUGCUCUUCUUAAAGGAUCUACUGUUGAUUUUCAAGAUUAUAAUCAAGAAGUAAUAGAAGCAUACACAAUACCAAAUGUGAUAUUAAAUUGUGAUGGUUCUGACGUAAUAGAAAAAAAAUGUAAAUUUUAUUGUGGUGAUUGGAAAGCAUUCAUUGAUCUAAAAGAAUCAUCUGAAAAUGAUGAGAAAUAUGAUUUUAUUCUUACAAGUGAAACUAUUUACAAUCCAGAUAAUAAUGAAAAAUUAUAUAAUGUAUUCAAACAUUUGUUAAAGAAAAAUGGAAUUGGAUUUGUAGCUGGUAAGGUUCAUUAUUUUGGAGUUGGAGGAAACAUGAGAGAAUUUGAAUCGCUAAUUAAAAAGGAUGAUGUAUUUGAAGUUACAUCAAUUUGUUGCAAUACAGAAGGUUUGAGGAGGGAAAUACUUAUAUUAAAACAGCAUCAAUAAUAGAAGUGUAUUCAACAGUUUUUAUAUUAAUGUUAGAUAAAAAGGUGAUUGAUGAAACUAAUUAUUUCCAAUAAUUUUGUUGAGUCGAGAAUGUUGUAAAAAAUUAUGACAAUGAAAAUUCCAAGUUUUUAAAGAACAUAAAA
Molecule: messenger RNA, 1297 nt
Organism: Trichogramma pretiosum
Lineage: Eukaryota; Metazoa; Arthropoda; Insecta; Hymenoptera; Trichogrammatidae
Product: histidine protein methyltransferase 1 homolog
Exons: 6
Coding region: 303-1154 (283 amino acids)
Biological process (GO): peptidyl-histidine methylation, to form tele-methylhistidine
Molecular function (GO): protein-L-histidine N-tele-methyltransferase activity
Source: RefSeq, a predicted model, not a curated record